UUAUGCUGUGUUUACUCAACUCGUUGUAUUUUGAACGAGAGUGAUGCGUUCGUUUCUGUGUAAUGGUACCCUUGCACGUUGAUUUAACAAAGAGAAUCAGAAUUGUUUUUACAAUCUUUUUAAUUCGUAUUUUAAAGAGAAAUGGAAGGCAUAGGCCGUGGUGGUCGAGGUGCUUUGCUACUUGCUGCCCUAAAAAACCAGCCUCGUCGACCUGGUCAAACAUCUGAAAGUGAUGCUUCUGCUGAUUCGACGAGCAGUGAACAAUCUUCUGAACCUAAACCUUUAGGUCGAGGUGCUUUUUUAAAAUCGCUUUUACAGACAGGUAGAGGAAGAGCUGUACCGUCAGCUGAAGAAUCGGAAAUUCGUAGACCAGUUGGUCGUGGACGAGGCUUAAUUUUAAGUACUGUUUCGAGUGAUGCUCGCGAGAGUCCAGAUGUUCCAUCCACAAGUUCAUCAUCACCAUCUCAAUACUCUCCGCCGUCAUCGGAUUUUCAGAAUCUGUCAUUAAAGAGUGAAGUAGGCCCAUUAAAACCAAGCAUUGAAGGUCGUGGACGAGGCUUAGCCCUCAGUAGCAUUUCGAGUAACGUCCCUGGAAAAGUUAAAGAAGUUUUUAGCUCUGGCACUACGGAGAAAGUUUCACCACGUGUUCCACCUGUUAGUUCACCUACACCUAAAAAGUCACCUUUAGAAUUUCAGGGUGCUCCUUUGAGCAGUUACCAAGGUACAUCAGGCAAACCUCUACACCUUGAGGUCAAUUAUGUACGCUUGAGAACAGUCGAAAACAAAGGAAUUUAUGAGUAUCAUGUAAAUUUUGUACCAUCUGUGGAUAGUAAAAGCAUGAAGUUCCGUUUGAUGAAUGAUGCCUCUGUGAAAGAAGUUAUUGGCAAUGUCAAGACAUUUGAUGGAAGCAAACUGUAUUUACCUCUUAAGUUGAUGACAUCCCCUGUCAAUAUAGAAGUGCAUAUGCCUACCGAUAAUUCAUUAGUUUCUGUUUCCAUAAAGUUUGUAAAGGAGUGCCAACCGAAUGAUUGUUUGCAUUUGUACAAUCUAUUGUUUCGCAAGGUGAUGCGCAUUUUAAAAAUGACUCAGGUGGGUCGUAAUUACUUUGAUCCUCAAGGUGGAAUACCUGUUCCAAAGCAUAGGUUGGAAAUUUGGCCAGGUUAUGUGACAGCUGUGCAGGAAUACGAAGGAGGUGUAAUGCUAAAUUGUGAUGCUUCAUUCAGAGUUCUACGCAGUGUGACUGCUCAUGAUUUGAUGCAUGAAGCAUCAAAACAGAGAGGAGGUGAUAUGAGAGAUGCAAUAACUAAGGAUCUGAUUGGAUGUGUAGUUCUUACACGCUACAAUAACAAAACGUAUUCUGUGGAUGACAUAGCAUGGGACAUGAACCCUUGUUCAACAUUUGUUUCUCAUAAUGGAGGAGAAAUAUCAUUUGUAGAGUAUUACAGAAGAUCAUAUGACAUUGAAAUUAAAGACAUGAAACAACCUCUUUUAGUGAGUAAAACCAAAAAGAAGAAAGAAAAUGAAGAAACAAAACUGAUUUGUCUGAUUCCUGAGCUUUGCUAUAUGACUGGAUUAACUGAUGCAAUGAGAAAUGAUUUUAGAGUUAUGAAAGAUAUAGCAAGUUUUACUCGUAUAAAUCCUACCAGUAGGCAGCUUACCUUGCAGAAAUAUAUUGAUAAUGUCAAUCAAAAUAGUGAAGCUAAAGCUUGCUUUCUAUCUUGGAAUUUAGAGCUAGAUCCUAGACCACUUAAUUUAGAAGGAAGACUUCUAAAGUCUGAAGAUCUAAAUUUUGGAAGAAACAAUGUAAUACAUGUAAGUCCUGAAGCUGACUGGGGACGACAAGCUGUUACGACCCCUGUUCUAGUCCCUGUCAAUUUUGAAAAGUGGGUCAUUGUGUUUCCUAAACGAGAACAAGGUAAAAUUCGAGACUUUAUAAAAAUGCUUCGUACUGUUUGUCCUGCUAUGGGUAUAAAUGUUAAUCCACCACAAACAGUAGAAUUGGUCAAUGAUCGUACUGAAAGUUAUUGUGAAGCUUUGAGAGGAGUAAUUAAUCCAACUGUUCAAAUUGUUGUUGUUGUUUUUCCUACCCCAAGAGAUGAUCGUUAUAGUGCAGUUAAGAAGUUGUGUUGUAUAGAAAUGCCUAUACCUUCCCAGGCCAUCAAUUUGAAAACCAUUAGUGAUGUUCGCAAAUUAAGAAGUGUUGUUCAGAAAAUAGCUCUUCAAAUGAACUGUAAGCUAGGAGGAGAACUCUGGUCCAUACACAUUCCGUUGGACAAUCUAAUGGUUUGUGGUUUGGAUACCUAUCAUGAUAUGACAAGAGGCCGAAGAUCUGUUUUAGCUUUUGUGGCAAGUAUAAAUCAAAAUCGCACUCGAUGGUAUAGUAUGACUACCAUGCAGAAAGCUGGCCAAGAAAUGGGUGAUUCUCUUAAAAUGUUAUUUAUUUCAGCUCUUCGAAAAUAUUUUGAAAUCAAUCAUAAGCUCCCAGAUAAGAUAAUUCUCUACCGAGAUGGGGUAGGGGAUGGACAGAUGGAUUAUGUUGCUAAAUAUGAAGUUGAGCAAUUGACAUCUUGUUUUAAGCAUUUCUCAGUGGACUAUUCUCCCACAUUAUCUGUUAUUGUAGUACAAAAACGUAUAAAUACAAGAAUGUACACCAUAAUGCCCCAGACAAAUACUUUAGAAAAUCCUCCGCCAGGAUCUAUUCUGGAUCACACAGUUACCCGCAAAAAGUGGUAUGACUUUUUCCUAAUUUCUCAACAUGUACGACAAGGCACUGUUUCUCCGACACAUUAUGUUGUGAUAUAUGAUUCCAGUACACUUAAGCCAGAGCAUGUUCAAAGGGUUACUUACAAGAUGACCCAUAUGUAUUAUAACUGGCCUGGCACAGUGAGAGUUCCUGCGCCUUGUCAGUAUGCGCACAAACUGGCAUACUUAGUUGGUCAGAAUUUGCAUAAAGAGACUCAUGUAGAUUUAUGUGAUCGCUUAUUUUAUUUGUAAUUCCAGCCUUCUAAAUAAGCGUGUGGGAAAUAACUUUAUACCAAAGUGCCAUUAUUUCAUUCCAGAGUUUAUAGUACUAUAGUCCAAGUGUAAAAAGCAUUGUUUACUGAAAUUUAUUUUUUUCUACCUCAGUCAUAACAAGAAGUAUAAAAGUGUUCACUUUUAGAGCAUUCAGUGACUAAAUUUUGUAAAAUCUCAUUUUGUCUUCCUUAUUUGAUACAUUGUGUUUGAAGGGACAGUAGUUAAGAGCAAACUCUGAAUAUUUUAACAUUUUCAUGUGUCUCAUGUUCCAAGUAUGAACAUGUUGGCUAUUUUAUACAAAUUGUUAAAAUUUUUUUAAAUGUGUUUUAAGUUAAAGCAUAUUAAAAAAUCUUUGAAAAUUUUGUCAGUGUUUAAGUUGGAAUUGCAGUUUAAUUUUUGUUGCUUUUUAAAAGUGAUGCAUCAGUUUUUAAGUUUUUAUUCUGAAGUGUAAAAUUUUAUAUUAAAAUUGUAUUGCCACAAAAUUCUGUUGUUACUGUUUAUCAUCACAAAGAUGUUUUUCUUAAAAGUCCAUAUUCAUGAUAUAACAUUCACAGUUUAGUGCAUUAAAAUUAAUUAAUUAUCCUGAACAACUCAGGUACAGAAUAGUGUGUCAUGAAAUGAUUAUGAAAUUUGCCAGAAUGAUAAUAUGAGUAAAAAAUAAAUUUGUUUUUAAGAAGUA
Molecule: messenger RNA, 3694 nt
Organism: Stegodyphus dumicola
Lineage: Eukaryota; Metazoa; Arthropoda; Arachnida; Araneae; Eresidae
Gene: AGO3
Product: Argonaute 3
Molecular function (GO): protein binding; RNA binding
Source: RefSeq, a predicted model, not a curated record